Molecule: messenger RNA, 4256 nt
Organism: Globicephala melas (long-finned pilot whale)
Lineage: Eukaryota; Metazoa; Chordata; Mammalia; Artiodactyla; Delphinidae
Gene: CPLANE2
Product: ciliogenesis and planar polarity effector complex subunit 2
Molecular function (GO): GTP binding; GTPase activity
Source: RefSeq, a predicted model, not a curated record
UCCAUGACAACAGCCUCCGCACAUGCGCCUCCAGCACCGGAGCCUGGGCUGGCGGCUUGAGCCGAAGCCGGACGCAAGCAGGGCGGAAGCUGGCUCGGCGGGCUGGGCGGCGGGAGCGCUGGCCGGGCUUUUAAAGGGGCGGUCUCCACCCGGGCCCAUUCGCCCGCGGGGACUGCUGAUGGUGAAGGCUGGGUGGGCUUGGGAGUCAGGAUCCAGGAGGCAGAGGAGAAGCAGGUUGCCUAGCCAUGGCCAGACUACCUGCCGCAGGCUCAGUGAUUGUCCCAGACUGGCACGAGAGCGCCGAGGGCAAGGAGUACCUGGCCUGUAUCCUGCGCAAGAACCGCCGGCGGGUGUUUGGGCUGCUCGAGCGACCAGUGCUUUCCCCGCCUGUGGCCAUUGACACCGCCCGCUACAAGAUCUUUGUGUCUGGGAAGAGUGGUGUGGGCAAGACAGCAUUGGUGGCCAAGCUGGCUGGCCUGGAGGUGCCCGUGGUGCACCACGAGACCACUGGCAUCCAGACCACCGUGGUAUUUUGGCCGGCCAAGCUGCAGGCCAGCGACCGUGUUGUCAUGUUCCGCUUUGAGUUCUGGGACUGCGGGGAGUCUGCGCUCAAAAAGUUUGAUCACAUGCUGCCGGCUUGCCAGGAGAAAACAGAUGCUUUCCUCUUCCUCUUCUCCUUCACUGACCGGGCCUCCUUUGAAGACCUCCCUGGACAGCUGGCCCGAGUAGCAGGCGAGGCCCCUGGUGCGGUCAGGAUGGUCAUCGGCUCCAAAUUUGACCAGUAUAUGCACACGGACGUGCCUGAGCAUGACCUCACAGCCUUCCGGCAGGCCUGGGAGCUGCCCCUCCUGCGGGUGAAGAGUGUGCCAGGACGACGGCUGGCAGAUGGACGCACGCUGGAUGGGCGGGCUGGGCUGGCCGACAUUGCCCAUGUGCUCAACGGCCUGGCAGAGCAGUUGUGGCACCAGGACCAGGUGGCAGCUGGCCUGCUCCCCAACCCCCCAGAGGACCCCCCCAGCUGAGGGGUGGUGGCAUGAUGAGUGGGCAUUCCCCACCCUCAGUUGACCCAGAGCAGGACCCAGGGCCCAAGGCUGGGACAGGAAUAUUGAUCUCAUCCCGAGGGCUGGCCAGAGGGUCCUAGUCGGGGAGAAUGGUGGCCUGAGAAGGCUCCCAGCCCCAGAGCACUUUCCUUGUGGAAUUCUUGGCAGUGAAGUGGGGCACAAGGCUCGGUAGGGCAGCCAUCUGAGGGCAUCUGGCUGUCCACUGGCCUCCUCCCUCUGCCCUAGGAGUCUGGGUUUCUGGAAACGGAGGAACUGUAUGCGCAAGGCCUGAGGGCUCAGGCAUCCCCCAGCCUCCCCCUGCCCUUCCCGCUUCUGCAGCAGCCAUGGAGUGUGACUGGGGAGAGGGGGUGCCUCAGCUGGGCCCUGGGCCUCAGGUGACUUCAGUCAGAGCCUGUACGUGUUAGUUGAGGUAACACCAUCUGCUGUACCAGGUAAACCCUGAACUCUCAGUGGCUUAACUUAAUAGAAGUUUUUUUCUCUCUAUGUCUCACCUCAGGUGGAAGUGAAGGUGGGUGGGGAGGCUCUGCUCUAUACACUGAUUCAGAGACCCAGCCUCUGACAUCUUCAAUGAGUUUCUUCCCAGUUUGUCCUGGGGCAUCAACAUCCCGUCAGCAGACGGGAUGAGUGCAGGUGGAAGGUCCCCCAGCAGGUUUCUAUGGACUUGGCCUAGGACAGUGUGCCUCAUUUCUGCCCACAUUCCAUUGGCCAGCACCUAGUCACAUGGUCACACAGAGCAGCAGGGGAAGUUGGGAAAUGUAGUCCACCUGUGUGUCCAGGAGGCAAGCACGUCACUCUGGAAUUCCUUUUUUUGACCAUGAAGCUGUCAAGUUAUGCUUAGGACAGGGGCCCUGCCAGCCUGGGGGAACCAGAAAGUAUCACUGGGCAGGGACUGGGCCAGGUGGGGGGUCAGGGCGUGAGCUGGCAGGAGGCCAGCAAGGACAGGAGCAGGAAGGUGAGUGACCUUGUGCCCUUGCCCCAUCAGCCAGACAGUAGUGAAUGUGGGCUAGAGUUGUAGGCACCUGCGGGCAGAUGCCUACAAAAUCGGCCUUUAUACUUUCUUUCCCUCCCCGGUGACACCCUCUCCAGCCCCAUAGAUGGACCCCUGGGCAGAGAGCCGGCCUGAGUCUGACCCAGCUGGAAGGGCCCUGGAUGCCCAGGUCAGCCAGCUGACCCUCAGAGCCCCCUCUCGAGAAAGCAGCUCUGAACACUCCACACUCACACGCAUGAUCAUGUGCCCACACACACCAGUACUUGCCCUAAAAUGCUGCCCCGCUUCUCCCUCCUGGCACACACAGGAGGCUCCUGCAUGCUCUCCCUGGCUUACGCUCCUGGCUUACUGAUGGCCUGCAUGGCACUGCUUGUCAGUCUGUCCACCCUGUGCACUGCCUGUAGGUUUGUCAACCUUUCCAGGGCCUAAAGCAUUGAUUUUAGCACCUUCUUACCCCCAACUCAGGUUCAGAGCUGAGACCUGAGCUUAGCCCAUGUCCCAGAGGAGGAAUGUUGCUGGGCAGGACCCAGGCCUCACAGCCUGCACAGCCCACCGGCCGACUCCUGCUCCCGCGCCGCAGAGUGUCCCACCGCCGCCUUCAGCUCUGCUUUGGCCCAUUUCCCUCUGGUCUUAGCUCCAGUAGACCUCACCCACCAGGCAGAGCAAGGCAGGACCCAGCAAAGGUGGCCUCUGGGCUGGAAUGUGGCCUUCCAGCUAUGGAUACCCGUGUGUGUAGUGGGCACCAGCUACCCCACAUCCCAGCCAGUUAUCUCAGGCCUUAAAGCGUCAGCAUCCUUCUUGGCCACCAGCUCAGCCAAGAGCCAGAGGCUGCUGUGGAGAAGUAACCUAGAUCCUCCCCACAGCAGAGCGGGACACUGGUUGGCACUGGUUAGCACUGCUCCAGUCGGAGAAUCGACCCCUCACACACUUUCACCCCAAACCAGGAGGUAAACAAUUCCCUUCUCCCUGAGUAAGAACGAAGUGGGGACCACAACGGUGCUAAGACUUGGAGCCGGCCACCUGCCGUCCCAGCGCUGCCUUCUCAGCCCCUCAGAGCCCAGGCCCAGUGCCACUUUAGUAUUUCAUAGGCUAUCCCCUUAGAGGCCUCCACCGAAGUACAGAGAACUGGAAGCACGAGGGAGGAGGGAGCUGCAGAGCCAUAAUUCUCCUAAUAGCUGGUGGCUGUCCCCGCAGAGUGGACUCUGGGCAGGGUCGUGGAGAGCGAAUGAGAAGAGAAUGUGUGUGCGCACACACACACGGACUCAGGCCGGCUUUGUGGGCCUGGCACCUGAGCAGUCCACAGGGCUCUGCACUGGGGGGCCCACACCUGGUUUAAUGCUCUGCUGUUGCCAUCUUGAAAUCCUUAAUAAUUUUUCAAUAGUUUUCCACUGGACACCACCAAUCAUGUGGUAGGUCCUGCACAGGAGAGGGUCCAGACUCCAGAUAAAGUUCCUCUCUCAGGGCCUUGGAGACAGAGGCCAUCCUGUGGCCUGUCCGGAGGCCACCGGAAGUCGGAAGUCGGGGAGUUGCCUUCUCCCCAUUUUGGUGCCAGAAAUUCCACCGUUAGGUUAAGCCUUACGACAGACAGCUCAAAGGCAAAUACCCUGCUGCUCCCUUUGUGGGCCCUGAGGCUACCUGGAGGGAAGGGGUGGUGACUGUGCCCCCAGGCUGGUUCAGGGGUGAGCCCUGACUUAGAGGGGAUCCUUGGGAAGAGGGAAGCCAUGUUUGCUCCUCCGGGCCCUAGAGCCCACAGACUUCAGGGCUCUAGAGGGAAGCUGGAGGGAGGAGGGACUAGCUUCUCCAGGGGUGGGGGUGUGUAUGUGCUGCAGCCCAGCCCUGGUGCUGUUUGUCAGGACAUCCCAGCCCCCUCUUCUUCCCUCCCCAAGCCCCUUUCCUACAGAGGGGGAGUGCUAUGCUCCAAAUGGUUGUGUCCCCCCAAGAUGCAUACACUGAAAUCCUAGUCCACAGUGUGAUGGUAUUAGGGGCCUUUGGGAGUGGAUUUGGUCAUGAGGACAGAGCCCUCAUGAAUGGGAUUAGUGCUCUAAUAAGAGGGACCCCACAGAGCUGCCUAGCCCCUUCCACCAUCUGAGGACACAGAGAAAAAGUGCUGGCUGCGAACAAGGAAGAGGGCCCUCUCCAGAACUGGGCUGUGAUGAUGAUCUUGGACUCCCAACCUCCAGAGCCAUGAGAAAUAAAUUUCUGUUGUU